UAUGUGAUCAAUUCAAGAGAAGACAUCCUCCCGAGUUAUGACAUCGACCAGUAUCGAAAUCUGGCAUGUAUGAUAUACGUUUUUGGCGAUCUAAAAGUAGUUUUCCUAUAAACUUCCAGUGUAGUGAGUGCGAGUUUAUCAUGAUGAUCAUGACGUCAUACCGGACGGAUUUCUGCCUGCUUGAACGCCAAUAACUCAAAGAUACUCAUGAAAACAUGAAAUGACCAACGGAGUCGAUAGACCAUCACUCGGAGAUGGACAAAAACAAUAUAACCUUCAAAAUGGGUUAACCUUUCCGUUAAUGUUUUGGGGCUGCAGGUAACCUAGUGGUUAGAGCUUUUAACCAGUAACCAAAAGGUUACUAGAUCUAAUCCCCGAGCUGACGAGGUGAAAAAUCUGUCGUUUUGCCCCUGAACAAGGCAGUUAACCCACUGUUCUUAGGCCGUCCAUUGUAAAUGAGAAUUUGUUCUUAACUGACUUGACUAGUUAAAUAAGGCUGAGGAGUAACACACAUCCCCAUGUGCUCCACAGUUACUUGCUGUACAACUUUGAUGAUAGAGCUAAAUAUGCGCAUUUGUCAAACAUAGAAUAAUCGGAAAUGUGUAGUUCUGACUAUGCUUUCCAAGAGGUGAUGAUAUUACAACCAAAUAGUUCAUGUUUAUUUACCAAUACCUUGAAAACGGCAAGCAGGAGUCAAUGGUUUUAGCAGAGCUGGGGGGUCUUCUUACCCGCCAGCAGGUAAAUUGAACACUGCACUUUUUAUUGAUAACGACCAGCAAUUUUGACUUUGUGGUCGUGGUAGCUAGUGAGAACCGUUUGCGCUGAAAUGUGACGCAAUCGGUAAGCGACGGCAAACUAAUGAGAUGGAUUGUUUGAUCACACAAGUGAGAGUUGUUUGUCAUCGCUGAAACUUGUUUGACGAUUGCAGAAAUGUGCUUCUUCCUUGGCUUGUAAGGGGUAACCCCUGAGAAGGACCUCCAUUCGCCACCCUCAGACUUCAGUCUGAAACUGUCAACUAUCUGGCCAGCCAGGGUGCAGCUCUAGUCCAGGGUCCUUAUCCACCCACAACUCAGGCAGAAAUUCCAUCUACUGGGGGGUCCCUGGUUCAGUGCCCCUGAGGGCUGGGACCAGCACUCUGGGCCAGAAGCAGCUGUGAAGGGAUGGGGUAGUAGCUAAGGACAGAGCCAUGGUUCAUAACGUCUCAGUCCCCCAAACACCACCUCCGGCACUGGUGGGCACCAAUGGCCGCUCCUCUGGGAGGAAGAGGACACCCAAGGCAUGUGACUGCUGUGGGCCAAACUCUAAGCACCACAAUGGGAAGGACCCACAUGGGAAGACUCCAGGUGGCAAGCCCAGACAACGCAGGGCCCAUCUGGGGAAGGGCAGGGGCCAGGCCCUGGGGGAGACCCCCAAGAGGACGGGUGGUCACCACUCUUCUGAGAAGACCCAGAUGUCAGAGGAGCAGGUAACAGCCAUCCGACAGCUGGCGAACGACUCAGUUGUGGAGGAGGUAACCAGCUCCUUGGCUCCAUUUGUAACCAGCUCUGUCGGUCAACCUGUAAUGAAUGUUGUGGCUCAACUUGUAAACAACUCUGUCAGUCAACCUCAACCUUUAACGGACUCUAUGGGUCAACCCUUAAUGAACUCUAUCGGUCAGAAGUUAACGUACACUGUGGUUAAACUGGUGACCAAGUCUGUGGUUCAACCAGUAACAAACUCUGUGGUUCAACCUAUAAUGAAGGCUGUGGUUGAGCAUGUUCCUGAUUCAGAGAUGGAGCAGGAGAAUGGUUGUGGUUUAGACAAACAGCCGGUAACCGACUCUAACACGGAGGUCAUGAAGCAGCCCCAGGCUGGUGACGCAGCUGUCUCCCUUUCCAACGGUACAUUGGCUGUGCCCAACGAGGAACCAACAGACUGUAGCGCCCCUAUGGAGGUGGAACCAUCAGCCACAGCCUGUGUUUCCCCAGGCAUUAUGUUAUGCAGCACCCUCCACCCCUUCGCUCUGUGGGACCACAGAGAUUACUGUGAGGUGGGAGUGUGGGCUCCAAGCCCUGAGCCAGAGGAGGACUGUGUCUCAAACCCAGCACAGCAACCCAACCCUGAAGACGACAUCCAUGAAGAAAUCAUAGACCUUAUACAUGAGUUCCUGGCGUUCUUCUAUGUGAAGUACGGGAGCUUUAUCCCCCUCAGUGAGACUGACGUCCUGGAGCAUCUGAAGAACAAGUGUAACACUGACCUCCAUGACAAGAAGCUAAACAUCCACUCGGAAAUGAUGAAGUAUAAAGCGGGUCUCGCCUCCACCCCUAUGAAGUGCUUCAAAGUGGCCUACAACAAGCACACUCUGACCCUGGAGGACCUGUCCACACUGGAUGACCAAAACUGGGUCAACGACCAGGUGAUAAACAUGUAUGGAGAAUUGAUCAUGGAUGCUACACAGAACAAGGUUCAUUUCUUCAACAGCUUUUUCCACAGGCAGCUGGUGGCCAAAGGCUACGAAGGGGUUAAGAGAUGGACCAAAAAGGUGGAUCUGUUUUCUAAGAGGCUGUUGUUGAUUCCUAUCCACCUGGAGAUUCACUGGUCCCUGAUCACAGUGGACAUAGCCAACCACCACAUCCACUAUUACGACAGCCAGGGCAUCGUCUUCAAAUACACCAUGGAGAACAUCCUGACUUAUAUCCUGGCUGAGGCCGAGGAGAAGAAACAAGCUGCAUAUCAGAAAGGCUGGAAGACGAUUAUAAACAAGGGUAUUCCUCAACAGAAGAACGACAGUGACUGUGGAGUCUUCAUUUUGGAGUACUGCAAGUGCCUGGCAUUGAAAGAGCCGCUGCAGUUUACACAAGACGACAUGCCCAAAGUCCGCAAGAGGAUUUACAAAGAGCUCUGUGACUGUAAACUGAAUGACUGAUCAACCCGCAGUGUCCCAGCUCCAGAGAGAGUACACCUGCCUUUUCAUCCAGGACCGUGGGCUUUAACGACUGUUUGACCCUUAUUGUGGAAGGGCCAUUAAUACUCUAAAACAUGACGAGCCAAGAAGCUGAAUGAAGUGCAGUGGAAAUGGGACGCGUUGUUUGACUGGCGACACGGAGACGGUGAAAACAUCCAUCUGUCCUUCAGUAGAGGUCCAGCGUUGGACUUUGUUUUUAUAUUCCUUGAUAAUGAGAGGCACUUUUGAAUUUCUUUUUGAGUUGACGUUCACAAAGUUUCCACUGCUGACUGACCUGGAGCGAACUCUGCUGGUAGGUUUGAGACCGAUAAUGGACCUAUCCGUGUUUUAUAACACGUUUCCUAGCUUCAGUUCUUAAACUGUAAACAGGAGAUUAUAUGGGACAGUAGGUGAAACUUGAAGGUUCUUGUUUUAUAUCAUGUAGUGUUUGCCUGACUAGUGAGGUAGAGAACAAUAACUCAUCGAAGGCUAACGUUUAACUGAAUAUACUGUUUUAAUGUUAAUUUCAAACCGCUUCUUAGUUCUUGAGAAACUCCACGUUUUGGCAUCACAAACAGCAGUUUGUUAUCAGGGAGUUAUGAUUACCCAUGAUGCUCCACUCAGAAUGGCUUCAUGAAAACACACACCUCUUCCUGCUUCUGUUGAAAAUAUGCUGUUAAAACAUUGUGCAUUUUGACAUUUUAGUGUACUGAGAAAGAAUUUAAUGCUACUGCUGUAGAACCGUUUCUAAGCCUUUUAUUGUAUGAGGGCCCGGCCCACUAUGGUCAUCUUCCUCAUUGGAGGAUCACCCAUCUGAGGGUGCUGGUCCACAGACCGUUUGUAAUUGAGAAAAUGCUGCUGUAGAAAUUGCUGAAUCCCAUCUAUACUAUCUGUCAUUAAUGCACAUUUCAGCCCAGUGUAAACCUGGUGCUAACAUAUGCCUUUUGUGUUGUUGUCCAUUUUUAAGACCGGUGUAGAUGAUUAAAAUGUCUGGAUGUCAAUCAAGUGUGAACAGAUCUGGAUGUUCAAAACCAUUUAGCUUCAGUAAUUCUCUUUUAAAUAAAUCACUUUCUAUAA
Molecule: messenger RNA, 4000 nt
Organism: Oncorhynchus masou masou (cherry salmon)
Lineage: Eukaryota; Metazoa; Chordata; Actinopteri; Salmoniformes; Salmonidae
Gene: senp5
Product: SUMO specific peptidase 5
Exons: 11
Coding region: 1187-2905 (572 amino acids)
Biological process (GO): protein desumoylation; proteolysis
Cellular component (GO): nucleus
Molecular function (GO): deSUMOylase activity
Source: RefSeq, a predicted model, not a curated record